Colletotrichum godetiae is the source of this 429-nucleotide messenger RNA. RefSeq lists its product as uncharacterized. Lineage: Eukaryota; Fungi; Ascomycota; Sordariomycetes; Glomerellales; Glomerellaceae. The record is from RefSeq and is a predicted model, not a curated record. The transcript has 2 exons. The coding region runs from base 1 to 429 and encodes 142 amino acids.
AUGCUCUUCAGCAAUGUCGUAGUUCUCCUGGCCGCGAAUCUUGCCACAGGCACUGCUGUCGCCGUAGGCACCUCAUCAGAUGUGACCAACCUCGACGCCACAGACCUCCAGCGCCGCGCCGCUUGUGCCCCGGCCGGGGUCGUCAACGGCCAGUGCGGCCGGUACUACCGCGGGACCAGCUGCAGCGACCAGAUCGGAGCGAUCGGACCUGGCAGAUGCAGCGGACAAUGCUACUACUCCUCCGACGCCAUCGCCAGCCUCAGAGCCGUCGGCGACGGGACCUACGGGACCAACUGUCACCUGUACUACGACAACAAUUGCCAAAACCAAAUUGGCGAGACUGGAAACGCUAUAGUUGGCGGCGGGAAGUGCUAUACACCUCCGAGCGGGAGGACUGGGCAUAGCUUCUUGUGCUGGUACAGGUGCUAG